UUCUGACGUCUUCGAUAACGCUACUCUUAUCCUCCCUCAUCUCUCGCAUGCAACCACUGUAUCCGCACCACUCUUAACCUUCCUUGUGGUGACACUAUUGCUCCUACUACCCGCACUUCCUCUUCUUCCACUUCGACCGAUUGCCUUCGUUGCUGGCAUUUUCCCAUUCAUCCUCACUCAUCCAACGACCCAACGCAUCCUCCCACCACUCCUACAAGCCGCGCGAAAAGUCUAUCUGAUCAAUGUCCAGAGGAUUAUUGAUAAUGAUAGAUUGGAUGAUGCAGUAUGGUCUGCUCCGAUGAAGGAGGUUGAGCUGUGGGAGAAUGAACGAUGGUCUAUGAGCGCCGGCACGGGCGAGCCUGGCUGGAGCAAGGCAAAUCUCAAGCGAGGAGAGAGAAAAGGGUGGAGUAGGAGACGCGAUGGGUGGAGUGAUGCAGAUGCUCUAGGAGGCAGUCUCGAAGGAGAUUUACGGUUGGCACUUCGUGACGUCGGAAGACUGGAGAGUCGAUUUGGCGGGGACAUGGGUAGGAGAUAUAGGCGCAGACUCAG
Acaulospora colombiana is the source of this 549-nucleotide messenger RNA. NCBI's taxonomy places the organism in Eukaryota, Fungi, Glomeromycota, Glomeromycetes, Diversisporales, Acaulosporaceae. The record is from the annotation of a GenBank genome assembly.